UGACGUUCGGAAAGGACCGAUCUUUGUUAUGAAGAAGCAGCAUGGCGGAACCGACUGUCCGAAUGUCUGGGAUCGUGUUAGCUUCUCUGAUGUUUCAGCACGUCAACAGUGAUUCAGACGUGGAGGGUCUCAUCCUCGGAGAGAGUAAAUUUGAGGAGCAGGUCACCAUCAGCGACUCUCAGGCUGAUCACAUCCACAUAGAGGAAAUCUACAAUAUCCAGAAGCACGUCGCCUGCCACAAACUGAACACCUUUUACAACAGUGUAGGAGACGUGAACGUGGAGGCGGUGAAGAGGCUCCUGCCAGACAAUAAGCAGGAGAGUGUGAUUGGUUGGUACAGGCAGCGCAGGAACACGGAUCAGCUGAUGUCGUUCAGGGAGAAGAUCGUGCACGAGAACCUGAAGACGUCUCUGUCCAACCCUCACAUGAUCUUUGUGCUGCUGACGCCCAGCAAGCUGACAUCACCAGGCUCCACCCACAGGAUGGAGUACGCCGCCUUCAUCUCCCGCAGCAGGACGUUCAUCAAUGUUCCUGUUCUGGUUAAUAACCUGGGUUUACUGGAGCAGCUGUCGUACUGGAAGGUGUCGGCUCCCUGCUCCGCGGCCGGUUACAACCUCACCAUGAAGAAACACGGGUCUAAAUUCUUCUCCUCCAACGGGCUCCUGAGAGAAGUGAACGAAGUGAAUAAAAUGAACGAGUCCCUGCAGGCGGAGCUACAGAAGGCGUGCAGAGACGUGGAGGAGAGUGAACGAGUGGUGGAGACGCUGCAGGCCGACGUUUCAGCUCUGAGGAGCCGCGUCCGAGAGAAGAGGCAGAGCAAGGCGGGAAAAGAGCCGGUCGAGGAUCCACCUGAACAGAAGAACAACCUGCUGCUGCACGAGGCCGUCAGAGCUCUGUUCUCCUGCUCUCCUCUCUUCCACACUCAGACUUUAACCCUCGAGGCCUUCCCUGUUCCCGCCGUCUGCUGCGGCGCCGAGCAGGACGACGGAGACGACGACUCCAAGUCAGACGCACUGAAGACUCAGGAAACUCUGUCUCUGCUGAACCAGAACAGGACGAACUGUCGGAAGAGGCUGAAAGAAACGACGGAGGGGAGGGAGAGGAAACGCAGGAAGAACCAGUCCUGAUGAGAAACACUAAACUGGAUUCAUCAAAGUCAGACUCCAUCUUUUUAUCAGCUGUUGUUGGUCACAUGCUUCUAACGUCACUAAACUCAGUUGGAAGGCGAUGACGGUUGGUGUUGAUGACUGAACGUCGGCUCUGGAAAUGUACAGUUUGUGUAUUUUGAAUUGUUUAAAAAUCGUUUAUU
Molecule: messenger RNA, 1309 nt
Organism: Seriola dumerili (greater amberjack)
Lineage: Eukaryota; Metazoa; Chordata; Actinopteri; Carangiformes; Carangidae
Gene: abraxas1
Product: abraxas 1, BRCA1 A complex subunit
Exons: 9
Coding region: 42-1127 (361 amino acids)
Biological process (GO): protein K63-linked deubiquitination; mitotic spindle assembly; attachment of spindle microtubules to kinetochore
Cellular component (GO): nucleus
Molecular function (GO): polyubiquitin modification-dependent protein binding; microtubule binding
Source: RefSeq, a predicted model, not a curated record